This is a messenger RNA of Lactuca virosa, 714 nucleotides long. The record is from the annotation of a GenBank genome assembly. Lineage: Eukaryota; Viridiplantae; Streptophyta; Magnoliopsida; Asterales; Asteraceae.
AUGACAAAACUCCAAUUACAUGAUAUUAGUCUUCUCGACAAAUACACAUGUAUGUAUGAAUCAUAUCUGUAUGAUAUUCCACAAAGAAGUGAAUAUGCGCAAUGGAUAUCUGCUUACCUCAUGAAAAUUCCAAUUAUUGGAGAAACCUGUACAGACAGAUGGAAAAAAGAAGUUACUGGAGAAAUCCAGCAAACCAGUCUUUCUUAUGCAACAAAAAUUGCAAAAGAAGAAAUUGAUAGAAUCUGUCAAGACAGAUAUAAACAACAAAAACUUAAAACAAUAAGCAAAGAUUGUUGUAGCAUUCUCUCUGAUUUCAAAAACUUUGAUAUUGGAAAGAAAAAUUAUAAUAAGAAAAAGUAUAAAAACAAAAAGAAAUUCAAAUCUUUUUGGAAAAAGAAAAGAAGAAAAUUUUCACCAGGAAAAUACUUCAAAAAACCUUCAAAAGAAACACCUAAGAAGACUACUUCCUGUCCGCAAGGAAAGAAAAAAUGUAGGUGUUGGAUCUGCAAUGAAGAAGGACACUACACCAAUGAAUGUCCAAAUAGAAAAAAAUACCCAGACAAAGUCAAGGUUUUACAAACCGCUAACAAUGGGGGCUAUGAAGCUCUUGAAGAAGAGUAUGAUGGUACACAACAUGUUUUUAUAUAUCAUGUUGAGACAGAAUCUUCAUCAGACACUGAUGAAUACGAAUCAACAACGGAUGACUCAGACUAG